UCAUGAAGUUAACCUAUAUUAAUUUUUUUUUAAGUCUGAGUAAAUCAACGUAAAUUAAAAUCUGACCUUUAUUCUUUUUCUAUGGUUUGAUUAUUUAUAUGUAUAUUUUAUCAUUUUUAUUUAUUUUAUGAAAACGUAAGGUGACACAAUUAAAACAUAUACAGGAUUGAAAUGUCGUUUCUCUCUGAUCCUAGGUGUAAACAUAUAAGUACACAGGACAUACAAGUAUGCAAAAACAGAACAUAUAAGUACGCAACAUAGUAAGUACUCAAAACAUAGUACACAGUACUACAAAGUAUGCAGUGGAUAGGAUGAGUAGUGCAAAGUAAAGGAUUGAACUGCACCACUGAUUGGAGACAUCAUCUUCAUCAUCAUGCUAAUGAUGAUGAUGCAGAAGUGGGCGGGGUCUCCAGCUGCUGCUAUUAGAGUGAGGAUCCGGCGACCAUCAGCAGACUGGAGCUCAGACCAGUCCCGAGGUGCUUGUGAACAACUUUGGCAGCAGAGCAGCAGGAUCAAGAUGACCUCUCUCUCUAUUGGCUGCCUCAGUGGAAACUCUGAUACAAUGCACCCCUGUUUUUUAAGCUGCCAAGCCACAACCUGCAUGGAUUCCCAGAGCUGAGGUUCACUAAAAUGGAUCAGAAACUUGGAGGAAGAAUAAUCGCAGCCUUUAAAAUUGCUUUGUAAUGUGUAUUUAUAAUAAUGUGCAGAUAGAUGUUUAUGAAUUAAUUUGUUUCCCACCCAUCAAAGAAACAUUUUCAACAUUAAUUGUUAGAAAGUGUGUCAAUACUUGAUUUAAAGUGCAAUCAGGAAACAACAGCCCUACUCUUCAAAAUUUACUUUUCAACAGCCACAUUCAAACAUGGCUGCCACCAUGGAAGUGGCAGAUAUCAUAGUCGUGGCAAUCUACUUCGUCCUGGUGCUGGCGAUUGGCUUCCUGGCCAUGCGGAAAGCCAAUCACAACACAGUGAGCGGCUACUUCCUCGCCGGGCGCUCCAUGAAUUGGGCAGCUAUCGGAGCUUCCCUGUUUGUCAGCAACAUAGGAAGCGAGCACUUUAUUGGACUUGCUGGAUCCGGUGCGGCUAGCGGGAUAAGCGUUGCUGCAUGGGAGUUAAAUGCCCUGUUAUUGCUCCAAUUGUUAGGCUGGCUGUUCAUCCCUGUCUAUAUUCAGUCAGGGGUUUACACCAUGCCAGAGUAUCUGUCCAAACGCUACGGAGGGAGGCGACUGAAGGUGUAUUUUGCAGCUUUGUCUCUCGUCCUCUACAUCUUCACCAAGCUGUCCGUGGACCUCUAUGCUGGAGCCUUGUUUAUCCAGGAAUCACUGGGGUGGAACCUCUACUUGUCAAUCAUCCUGCUCAUCACCAUGACUGCUUUGAUGACAGUCACUGGAGGUUUGGUCGCCGUCAUCUACACGGAUACAGUCCAGGCUUUCCUCAUGAUCACCGGAGCACUGUGUCUCACCGGCAUCAGCCUCGUCAAAGUGGGAGGACUUGAAGGGGUAAGGAUCAAGUACAUGCAGGCGUCGCCAAACAUCACUGCCAUCUUGCUGUCUUCACCCAAUCUGACGUAUUCGGAAUCCUGCCACCACCACUUCAACCCAAAACCAGAUGCAUUGAGGAUCCUUCGAGGACCAAGGGAUCCAGACCUGCCUUGGCCUGGGUUUUUGCUGGGCCAGACUCCUGCCUCCAUCUGGUACUGGUGUACAGAUCAAGUGAUUGUACAGCGGGUUCUGGCAGCCAAGAACAUCGCCCACGCCAAAGGUUCGACCAUCAUGGCCGGCUUCCUGAAAAUCCUGCCGAUGUUCAUCAUAGUCAUCCCAGGGAUGAUUUCCAGGAUCCUCUUUGCUGAUGAGUUGGUGUGUAUCAGUCCCGAGCACUGCAUGGAAGUGUGCGGCUCUGCGGCUGGCUGUAGCAACGUGGCUUACCCGCGGCUCGUCAUGUCGGUGAUGCCCGUCGGCCUCCGCGGCCUGAUGAUGGCUGUCAUGAUCGCAGCUCUAAUGAGCGACUUGGACUCCAUCUUCAACUCAGCGAGCACCAUAUUCACGCUGGAUAUUUACAAGAUGCUACGGAAGAAGGCGUCAUCAAGAGAGCUGGUGAUGGUUGGAAGACUGUUUGUGGUUUUCAUGGUGAUCAUCAGCAUUUCGUGGGUACCCGUCAUCAUUGAGAUGCAGGGAGGCCAGAUGUUCUAUUACAUCCAAGAAGUAUCAGAUUACCUGACUCCACCUGUAGCUGCUCUCUUCUUGCUUGGAGUCCUGUGGCAUCGCUGCAACGAGACGGGGGCCUUCUGGGGUGGGAUGGUGGGCUUCACAAUCGGAGCGCUGCGCCUGGUGCUCGCAGUUGUUUACCGCGAGCCACUCUGUGACCAGCCUGACGAGCGGCCGUCUUUCAUCAAAGAUGUCCACUUCAUGUAUGUGGCGGCCAUCUUGUUUUGGGGGUCAGCUUUAGUGGCUGUUGUUGUGAGUCUCUGCACUGCUCCACCCACAAAAGAACAAAUCAGAACAACUACUCUGUGGGGGUUGAACAAGAGAAAGAAGCUAAAACAGCAAGAAAAAGAAAAUGCUGAAGAAGAAAUCCAUGCUUUGAAGCCUCUUUACCAUGCAAACCUGAAUGGAGACAGUGUUCUUGGUAAAGGAAAGUGCACAGACAACCUAAACAAGCACAAUGGCAUUGAAACCAAUCAUGAAAAUUCUGAAUCACUUACUGUCACAGCUACUAACAUAGAAACCCACCAUCCAAUCCAGAAUGGUUGCUAUACAGUGAUUACUGAACCCAAAAUGGCAGAAGGAGACGGAAGAGGAGAGAGGGAUGAGGAGGAGGAAGAGGGGGGCUGCUUUGAAGCAGGAGGAGCGGAGCCUGGGAGGUGCAUGAGGGUUUUAGAGUGUGUGUGUUGCUUCAAGGAGAACGGAUCUGGAGAUCAAGUCGUUACAGCUGAGGAACAGGAGAAGAUGGUGGAUGAGCUUCUCCAUGAACCUCGGCGAACCAGAAUCAUCCUGAACACAGGGAUGGUGGUUAUUUGCUCUGUGGGCAUUUUUUUGUUCAUCUAUUUCUCCUUAUAGGCUUCAUCAACUCCAAACCGUGGGCCUGGGUAAUGAAUUACUUUCACACAUUAGCAAAACACCCAGGAAAGCUUGAGCACCCCACAUUCUCCUGUGAUUUAUCAUGUACUUCAUCAACAUUAGUAAACACAUUAUCAUUCCUUUGCUUGGCCAAACGAUACAUGUGUCUUCCUAUCAGGGCAAGUAAACUACUGAGGUAGAGGUAACCUAAGGGGCUUUGGUAUAUGUCAGGUGCUUUGCUUACUGGCAGCUGCUCAGCCAAUGAUAUUGGUGCUCAGCUUGCUUUUCUCAGCCUAAUAACUAAUGCUAAUAACCUUGAAUAUUUCUGGCCACGUUUUACAGUUUUGUGCAGGGAAUUACUGAACGCACACAUUUUUGAUUUCGAACUUCACUUUAUUGGACGUGGAAUGACACUACAGUGCUGUAUGCGGACGUCAGAAUGUAAAUGCUGUCAUUGCGGAUAGCGUGCACUAUGCUAAGCACAGAUUGGGAUGCAUGGUUGGUUUUAUGUGUAAUUUUGAUAAAUAUAUAUUUUUGGGAAAUGUGACACACUGCAUUUGAAACAGGUAAAAUCUCAAAUGAAUUUAUGAUUGACUGUGACUUAGUAUAUUCUUCUAUAUUCUAUAUUCUAUAUAUAAUUUGUCCCCAUGGGGAUGUUUUCACGAUAUGGAAAUUCAUAAUGAAUGUAACUUUGCCUUUUAAUUUUACUGGGCAUGUGAAACUCAUCCUAUUGUGUUUUAUGUUUUUUUUUUCAUGUUUUGUACAUGAAAGAGCAGUAAUUUUCAACUGGACAUAUAAUAUUGGAGAUGAUACCUUGUUAUUAUAGUACAUGAGUGAUGUAUUCUACAUGUGUUGGUGUUCAAACUGAUGGAAUGUUUCCUGAGCUUCACAAAAUCAGCAUUUAAUGUGAGCUUAUCAUGUUUUUUCUACUCUUUGUACAACUCGAGCACUGCCUUCCACUCAAAUAGUUUUUAUGAAUUCAAAGGUGAAUUGUGAUGUUAUUAUGUUUGUUUGUAAGAAAUGUUUUUAAGCUGUGGAAAUGAAACCAAAACUAUAAAAUCACCUCAGUGGUGGUUCAGAAUGAACUCUAGGAAAACAGGCCGAGGAUAUGCACUACAAAAAGGUACAUUAUAAUCUAUGGGAGACAGGAAUGUGUCUUCCUGCAUUUGUUGGUAGGGUUUUUACACCAUCUGUUUUUCACAAUUUAAAAUAAAAGGUUGGAACUAC
Hippoglossus stenolepis (Pacific halibut) is the source of this 4279-nucleotide messenger RNA. Its product is annotated as sodium/myo-inositol cotransporter. Gene Ontology annotation, biological process: transmembrane transport; inositol metabolic process; myo-inositol transport. Gene Ontology annotation, molecular function: D-glucose:sodium symporter activity. NCBI's taxonomy places the organism in Eukaryota, Metazoa, Chordata, Actinopteri, Pleuronectiformes, Pleuronectidae. The coding region runs from base 860 to 3052 and encodes 730 amino acids. The transcript has 5 exons. The record is from RefSeq and is a predicted model, not a curated record. Gene Ontology annotation, cellular component: plasma membrane.